AUGUCUGAUAUCAGCGAUCUGGAAGCUGCCUCUUGUCAAGUCGACCUGCACGAGAGUGAGGCUGGUUUCGACGACGAAGCAGAACAUGCUGCUAUCCAGCUGGAUGAUUGGUCCCAGACUGGUCGAGGCUCACAUGUGGAAUUCCAGAGCGACGAGAUUAUACCUCUAGUGCAAGGCGAGUUACGACCGUUUCCGCCCAGCCGUUUUCUUGGCAGAGGUGCCGUGGGAGACGUUCAUGAGGUCGAGGUCCAAGGCCGCAAAUUCGCACACAAGCGGAUGGUAGUGAGGCGUAAGCUUGGUGGUCAAGAGAGAAAGGAGAUCGAGAUCCUAAAGCACCUGCCUCCACACCCCCAUAUCGUCCAGUUGGUCGGAUGUCUGGUCUCUGCCGUCGCAUACCUUCAUGAUCGAAAGAUACGACAUAAGGAUAUCAAACAGUCCAACAUCCUUCUCACACACGAUCGACUGUGGUUGAGCGAUUUCGGAAGCGCUACGGAUUUCUCCCUUCUCUCUCAAAGCGCCACUGACAACGAGCGGGGAUCACCGCGCUACUUCAGCCCUGAAGUGAAUGCGUGGCAAGCCAAUGGCCGAGCGGCAGACAUCUUUUCUCUGGGUUGUGUGGUGCUAGAAAUGCUUGUUAUACACACCCAAGGUACGUUGCGAUACAUGCAAGCGAAUCGAUCGCCGAACCCUGCGUUUCACGCAAAUCUUGACAAGGUCGACGCAUGGCUAGAGGAUCCGCAUUCUCAAGGUCGGCCUAGUCGACGCGCCCAUCUGGAGCAAGAGAUCAAGUCUAUGCUCGGAUACUACCCAGAGACGCGACCAACGGCCAAUCGACUCCUUAUCGAGCUAGCGACGUACGAACUGUCCAAAAUGUCACAGUUUUCUGUAUUUGGACACUGUUGUAAAGGGAAGAUUAUGUCGAAAAUGCGACGAUCAAAGUCCGACUCGACGCCAUCUAAAUGGCUUAACACAGACGUUCUACUUGCGACGCAGGACUUUAGGGAACAUCCAUUAGAAGUAAGGUCAUCCUCUUACCAACAAGGUCCGCCCCAAAUAUCGCACAAUUGGCAUCGGUCCUCACAAACAACCACUAAUCCACACGUGAGCAAUCCACCACAACCGGAUGAAAUACUCCAGGGCAUCGCAAGGCAUCAGCGCAACUCGCAUGUUGCUUUACAAACAAGAAACAACAGCUCUACUACGGAUAGGGUCAGACUUAUCUGUAGAUGGGGUGUUGGACGGCUUAACGCCUGGCUCGAGUUAGACUCUCAUCCUAGGAAGUUCAUUGCAAACAUCGAGAAGGAGUUCACUAGAAGGAAAAUGAUUUUCCUUCCAGCCGCCACAACGCUUUUGUUAAAGCCACAUGAGGAUACACUAGACGAGGACGCCUUCUACAUGCGACUCGAAGAGGACGAUCUGGAAGCUGACUGGGAUGAAACUAUUGAAUGGGUGAAUUCAAACAUACAAGGCGAUCAGGGUAUCAUGUUUGGUGUCUUCGAGAUCGAGGACGAAUGA
Molecule: messenger RNA, 1515 nt
Organism: Parastagonospora nodorum SN15
Lineage: Eukaryota; Fungi; Ascomycota; Dothideomycetes; Pleosporales; Phaeosphaeriaceae
Exons: 5
Coding region: 1-1515 (504 amino acids)
Biological process (GO): protein phosphorylation
Cellular component (GO): cytoplasm
Molecular function (GO): ATP binding; protein serine/threonine kinase activity
Source: RefSeq, a predicted model, not a curated record